CUUUCCAGCUGUUUACACUUGAGAUGUAAAAUAGCAAUUUGACAUAGACUCCCAGUGUGAUGUGAGCAUCUGCGUAAAAGGCGACAUAUAGAGCAUGCCCAGUGAUGUGCCGGGCUCCCUCCCUCCCCCACCCCAAUCAGAUCUCUGAAGAUAUGGAUUGAACUUUGCACUUGCAAAUGUCAUGGAAUACAUUUUGCACUGGAUUUUUAAAAGGUUCUCAUGUCUUACAAGUAAUUCCUUUGAAACCCCCCACACACACCCCCACCCACCAAAAAGCAGCCACAUCCAUCCUCUGUGGAGCAGGAUGCAUCAAGUUUAGCCGGAGUUGAAGCCUCUCUUCGGGAUCUACUUGGAAGUGUUCUGUCUUGAUUGUACCAGGGCACGGGCAGAUUUAGGGGGGUUCUUUCCGUUUCUGGGAUGGGGAAAAAAAUGAGAACCUGUUCGGAGCGGAGUCCUUCUGAGCACAGAGACUGAAGGCUCACAGAGGGAAGGAAGGAAGGAAAGAAAGAAACGGAGGGGCUCGCGGCAGAGUAUGGCCAGGGAAGGAACAGUGAUUGCACAGGACUCGGCGCACACAUGCGGGGGGAGAGUCGGUGCGGAGCGCUGCAGCUGCCGACAAUAACUGAGCUGUCUGGCUAAUGAAGGCCACCUGGAUCAGGCUUCUGAAAAGAGCCAGAGGAGGACGGCUGAAGAAUUCGGAUAUCUGUGGUUCGGCAGACUCCUACACUAGCCGUCCAUCUGAUUCAGAUGUCUCUCUGGAGGAAGACAGGGAAGCAGUUCGGAGAGAGGCAGAGAGACAGGCCCAGGCCCAGCUGGAAAAAGCCAAGACAAAACCUGUUGCGUUUGCAGUGCGGACCAAUGUCAGCUAUAGCGCAGCCCACGAGGAUGAUGUCCCGGUACCAGGCAUGGCCAUCUCGUUCGAAGCAAAAGAUUUUCUGCAUGUUAAGGAAAAAUUUAACAAUGACUGGUGGAUAGGACGGUUGGUAAAAGAAGGCUGUGAAAUAGGAUUCAUCCCAAGUCCGGUCAAACUAGAAAACAUGAGGCUACAGCACGAGCAGAGGGCAAAGCAAGGGAAAUUCUACUCCAGUAAAUCAGGAGGAAAUUCGUCAUCCAGUUUGGGUGACAUAGUACCUAGUUCCAGAAAAUCUACGCCUCCAUCAUCUGCUAUAGACAUAGAUGCUACUGGCUUAGAUGCAGAAGAAAAUGAUAUUCCAGCCAACCACCGCUCCCCUAAACCCAGUGCAAACAGUGUAACAUCACCCCACUCCAAAGAGAAACGAAUGCCCUUUUUUAAGAAGACAGAGCACAUUCCUCCUUACGAUGUGGUGCCUUCUAUGCGACCAGUAGUAUUAGUGGGGCCUUCCCUGAAAGGCUAUGAGGUGACAGAUAUGAUGCAGAAAGCACUAUUUGAUUUUUUAAAACACAGAUUUGAAGGGCGGAUAUCUAUCACAAGGGUCACAGCUGACAUCUCGCUUGCCAAACGUUCAGUAUUAAACAAUCCUAGCAAGCACGCGAUAAUAGAACGCUCCAACACAAGGUCAAGUUUAGCUGAAGUUCAGAGUGAGAUUGAAAGGAUAUUUGAACUGGCAAGGACUUUGCAGUUGGUAGUCCUGGAUGCAGACACCAUCAAUCAUCCAGCCCAGCUCAGCAAAACCUCUCUGGCUCCAAUUAUAGUCUAUGUAAAGAUUUCUUCUCCUAAGGUUUUGCAAAGGCUAAUAAAAUCUCGAGGAAAAUCUCAAGCAAAACACCUCAAUGUCCAGAUGGUGGCAGCUGAUAAACUGGCCCAGUGUCCACCAGAAUUGUUUGAUGUAAUCCUAGAUGAAAACCAGCUUGAAGAUGCCUGUGAACAUCUUGCUGACUACAUGGAGGCUUACUGGAAGGCCACACACCCUCCUAGCAGCAACCCCCCCAACCCCCUCCUUAGUCGAACUCUAGCUACGGCAUCUCUUCCAAUCAGCUCCACCCCAGCCUCCAAUUCACAGGGUUCCCAAGACCAGAGGAAUGACUAUUCUGCUCCCACCCGCUCUGCUUCCCAAGCUGAAGAGGAGCCCUGUCUUGAGCCCGUCCGGAAAUCCCAGCACCGUUCCUCCUCCUCAGCGCCACACCACAACCAUCGCAGCGGCCUGGGCCGAGGCCUCUCCAGGCAAGAGACGUUUGACUCAGAAACCCAAGAAAGUCGAGACUCGGCCUACGUGGAGCCAAAGGAAGAUUACUCCCAUGAGCACGGAGACCACUAUGUCCCCCACCGGGAGCACAACCACCGGGAAGACGUGCACGGGACCAGCGACCACAGACACAGGGAAUCUCGGCACCGGUCUCGGGAAGCUGACCGAGAGCAGGACCACAAUGAAUGCCACAAGCAGCGCAGCCGACACAAAUCAAAAGAUCGAUACUGUGACAAGGAUGGAGAAGUGAUAUCCAAAAAACGGAAUGAGGCUGGGGAGUGGAACAGGGAUAUUUACAUCCGGCAGUAACUUAAGCCUUUGAGGCAUUUUUGUUUGUCUCUUGGAAGUCUUGUAAAACAGCCACGCUCCCCAACCACCACCCUACCCCCCAAAAAAAAACACCUCACAAAAUAUUUUGGCUCUCCAUCACAAAUCAAAUGAUAUCUCUGUCUUGUACAGUUUGUAUUGCUGUUGCUUGCAGAGCAAUAGCAUGAGAUAGAAUAUUCACAUCCUUUUUUAUUAUUAUUUUUGGAAGUGCUCUAUUGACUCACCCCGUACAGUUGCAGGCUUCUGGUGUCGUAUUUGACUUUUACAAAGCUGUUUUUGGUAGCUGCCCCUUGAACAAUAUCUGUUGUCAUCUUCAGGUGGUUAUUAGUGUUUUAAACAAGCUAGAGUUGAUGUGUAAUAAUCUCCUGUGUAUUCAGCAAGCCAGAGUCGGCCUACACAACAAACAAAAUUGUAUUUUCUCCCAAUUGCAUAUUCAUUUAAGGACCACUAUCUGUUGCUUGUACCUCUGGUUGACUAAAUUUGGGGGACAGAUUCAGUCUUGCCUUACACAAAGGGGAUCAUAAAGUGAGAAUCUAUUUUCUAUGUACUGGUACUGUGUACUGUAUAUACAGUUUGUAAAUGUUAUUUCUGUAAACACCUUCUUAUUAUAUCGGUUUGAUCACACUAUUUUAAGAGUCCUAAUGCCAAGUCAGCAGAUUUGCUUUUGAAUUACAGGGACUGGAAAUACCCUCAGUUCAGGAAAUUUGUAACAACAUUCAGUCUUGAUACUUUUCCCUCUCUAGUAGAAAGUCUCCUGUACAUAUUGUAAAUAUGUGUGAUUGCUUGAGAUAAAGAAAGGUUUAAUUCAAGAGUACCAUGCCAUCCUUACAAGCUUAUCUUUUUGACCACGAGGUAUGGUAGAGGUAAACAAACUCUAAUCCAUAGGAUUCACACUGAUUGUUACAAACACAUUCUUAGUAGUUGGUGUCUGUUAAGAGUCAUAGCACUGGAGCAUAUGAGCCAGAAAUCUUUGCGUGCAGGGGUGUGUGUGUGUGUGUGUGUGCACGCACACGUGAAUACAUGUGUGCACACGUGUGUGUUACGGUACGUUUGAGUGACAUGAUGAAUCUGAAUGCAAAAAAAAAAAAAAAGAGUCUGUUGAAGAAAAAAUAGAGACUGAUACUUAAAAUUCUGCCCAAUUGGAUUUCUAUUUUGUUGUUCUCUGUUACUUUAAUAAUCCAAUGCGCAGUCAGGGAAUUUGAGGAAGUUUGCUGCCAAAGGUAAAUAGGGAAGCAUAAUCUGCUGGCUCUUUUUGUGAUACUCCCGGAGCGUAAACACAGGCACUUGUUACUGUGAGUGUUUCACUGGAAAUGGUACAAUCUUUGUGUUUUAUAGUACUUGUUUUAGGAAGAAAAGUUUACACAGCUUGUGGAAUUAUUUUGUGGGAAAAUAAAUUUUUGUAGUUUCUCCCACUUCAUUUCUACACUUGCCAAUUACUCCCAUUAAUUCUUGUCAUCUGGUGUUCCUACCCUUCUACCUUCCACCCAAUAUCUUUCCAAAUCGAGCAAUUUUGGUGUUUGUUUGUCAGGAACCUAGAAAAGUGAUUUUUGUAACCAAAGUCUCUGCUAUUUAGAAUUAACUGGGUCAAAAUGAAUUGACCUGAACCACUAGUAAAAUGUGGGGAUAUUUUACUUCACUAGACAUCUGCUUUGAUGAAAAAUGCCUAGAAGAUACUAUCUCCUGCCUUCAGCUAUUCUGCUGUAAAUGAUUGAAAAUGUUGCUAAUAGUUUUAAGACAAAUAAUAUAGAUGUCUAUAAGUGCACAUGUUAUCCAGACAUCACUGGAUGGGUAAUGUUAUUAUUAGGUGUCUGAGUUUUUAACAUUUGAAGUUUUUCUGGGAAAAAAAAAUGGAUAUAAUUGCCCAAUUUCAAAUAAUGUACAUUGUCAAAAUAUGAAAUUCCAUUUUUUUCAAAUGCCCUUGUUUAUUCCAGUCUCUAGCCAAUAUUUUAACCUUUUAAAUUAAAAUUUGUCACAGAUUUGGCUUUUUCUACUCUUCCAUAACCCUACUUUCUCACCAUGGUGGGAAAAAAAAAAAAAAUCACACUUUGAGAGGAACUAACCAAAACAAGUGGAGUGCUUCAUCAACCGAUUUCCUGAAUCUUUUUUUUUUUCUUUUCAGGAUGAGACACUUUUGUAUAUAAUGUAGGUAAAUGAUGCUCAGUAAUUAGAUCUCUCGAACUGUUAAAACUGAUUUAUUUAUUGUACCAUACCAACAGUGGCUAUAAUGGACAUGCUGAAAUUCGUUGCAUCAGUGAGAACUUCAUUCCAAUAACCUUGCUUUUAAAAAAUGUUCUAGCUAAAAUAGACAGCUAUAUGAUACUCAUCCUUACUGUUCCAACAUAUCAUGUUGGCCAGCUUUUGCUGGCUCAGAAUCAUUUAUAUUCUUAAAAUGUGACUAAUAUUCUAGACUGCCUCCACCACUUCAUUUUCUCCUCCUUCUUCCUUUAGCUCAAUGGGAUUCCAUCUUAUUUACCUACCUUGAGAUUUUCAUCCCCACCCCCCCACAUUUUUCAUUUCAGUUCCUACUUGUGGAUUCUUUUGCAGGAUUGCAAAUCUUUGAGCCGUUAUACAUGAAAAACUGUCCAGUGGGCAUAAAUGUAGACAAAGUGACAAAGAAAGUAAUCUCAGGUACAAUGGGAUUUAUCGGUUUGUGGAAUAUAAAGCUGUAGUUUUUUCACCUAAGCGUUUUUGUCAUUGACAUAUUUAGCUGCGGCAUCAUAAUUUAGUCAGUCAAUCUUAAGAAAUGGUGGAAAUGACUCACUGUGUUCUUGUCCUAUUCAUUUCCAUUUUUCCUUUCUAUGCUCCUCCACUGCUGAUUUCAUUUACUGUUGCAAAAAGGUGCUGCUAAAUAUAGGGACUAGUUUUAGACAUUGUAUUUUGGGAUGUCACCACCCUUUAAACAUGGUUUGCUAUGCAUUCCUGUUGAGAGACGUUCACUUGUCAGCAGCCACACAAAAUUGUUCUUCAAUAAUCCUGGUUUUAAAUCAUCCAUAUGAAACAAAUAAAGAGCUGGCUUCUGCACUGUU
This is a messenger RNA of Antechinus flavipes (yellow-footed antechinus), 5518 nucleotides long. RefSeq names its product calcium voltage-gated channel auxiliary subunit beta 2 (gene CACNB2). Gene Ontology annotation, molecular function: high voltage-gated calcium channel activity; protein binding. Gene Ontology annotation, biological process: neuromuscular junction development; calcium ion transmembrane transport; regulation of voltage-gated calcium channel activity. NCBI's taxonomy places the organism in Eukaryota, Metazoa, Chordata, Mammalia, Dasyuromorphia, Dasyuridae. The transcript has 13 exons. The coding region runs from base 639 to 2474 and encodes 611 amino acids. Gene Ontology annotation, cellular component: voltage-gated calcium channel complex. The record is from RefSeq and is a predicted model, not a curated record.